GCGUGCCCGCGGGGUGAAUGUCAGCCGCAAACGAAGCCGAAACGAACGUCGGCGUCAUUUCCUGUACGACUAGCAACGGUAAAACUCGAAUCUCUAAACGCGGUCCUCUGUCAUAUAAAUCUGCGAGUGGUCUCUGCGUGGGGCGAGCGGCUUUUCCCGGUGAGUGAGAGAUUGAGCGUCCGGAGCGCGCACGAUGAAGAAAAAGGGCUGUGAGAAAAAGCGCCAUGUGGUACCCUGGCGUAACAAAGCGGAGUGGGACCAGGUUCGGGACUACCUUUACUCGAUGGACUCCUCUCUGCAGAGGUUUGCGUUAGACAGGAUAUCGGCUUGGAGGGCCAGGUGCGCUAAUAGUUUCCCCGUGGCCGUGGAAUGCACAGCGGACCUCGUGCGCUGCCAGGUGCGGGACCGCUCCGGACAGCUUACCGGAGAUGACUUGAUCCUGAUGUACGGGACGGCCCUGGUAAGAUUUGUUAAUCUUAUCACGGAGCGCCAGCAGGGGAGAACGGCCCGGCCGCUGAGGCGACUGGCUGGAAACUUGAACAUUCCCGAGUGGGUGGUGGAUCUGAGGCACGAAAUCACGCAUCGGAAGCUUCCUUCUUUGAAAUGGUGCCGAAAGGGAUGUAAGGUGGUCCUGGAGUGGCUUCAGCAGGAGUUUUGGUCCAGACAGCUGGGAGGAGCCCCCGAUGAGCGCUGGGACUUGCAGUCGGAUGGUGAGGAUGAGGAAGCUGACGUCAAGCGCCAGGAGGAUGAGCUCGUUGCCAGGCAGAAAGAAGUGGACGCCUACAGAAAAGCUCGGGAACUGCUGAUCUCUUAUGAGAAGGACCAGUACCAAGCUUUUGAUGGGUCUCCUGAAGACAAGGAGAAGAGCUUGUGGCAGGCCCCCUUAGCAGACAUGAGUUGGUUGCUGGGUGAGAUCAAGCAGUUUGCACUGGAGUCCAGUGAGCUGUUGAUUGAUGUGCUGCUGGAGGAUGGAUUUCUUGUUCCUACCAUGGAGCAGCUGGAAACAUUAGGCUGUGCAACCUCUGACAGUGCCAGUCCCACUGAGCCCAGAGUCCCACAAACCUUCCUGCGCUUUUGGCUGCCCCUGCUAAAGAUGCUUAACUCUCCAUCUUUCAUUCACCUCUUCCUGGAGAAGCUCUUUGUGGAACUGAAGCUGCUCAGCAAAGAGCCCGACGGUCACAGGUGUUUCUAUAUUUCUGCAUGGAUUUCACAAGUCCUCCUCUGCAACAACAACAAAUUUGAAUAUCAUUUUGAGACAAAGUUGCAGAAGAAAGCCAGAACGAAGGACAGGAUUUUCAUCAACCGCAUCCAGCUGAGGUGGCAGCAGCUUCUCUCUGCAUGUCUGGAUGCCCCCUGCAUCAGCACGCCUCACCUGAUCCAGCUCAUCCUGGAUGACAUGGAGCACCCCCCCCCACAGGAAACCAGAGAGAAGCUGUUCCAGCUCUGCUCCAUCUACACACAGACAGAGCGCUCCGAGGCCAGCACACCUCUGCAGCAGAAGCAGCAGCAGCCCAUAUAUACUGUGGACAUGCUGCUGGACAAGAUGCAACACUCCCGGCAGGAUGCCCGUCCCUUGCAUUCUUCACCGAUGGACUCGGAGAGAAGUGAGGAGCGCAAAUGGGCAGACGUGCAGGCUGAAAGAGCACUUGCCCUCAGAGGUUCUCCGUGGCAGGUGUGCACUGAUAAUGUCUCAUGGAAGAACUACCCCCUUGGUAAAGUUCCUGGACAGUCGGACGACCCGUCGUGCCUCAUGGUGGACAAUUAUUCGAUAAUGACUGUGUUUGACCAGCCAGUGGAGCUGGAGAGCAGUGCGACACGUAGCAGCAUCCCUGGGGCCUCGGCUCCAGCCCGGCCAGCUGAGGGCCUCCGCUGGAGCAACAGCGACCUCAACAGACUGAAAUGUGGACUGAAGCUUUUUUAAGUCUCAUUCCAGCCUUCGCUGACUCUUGUUGUGCUAGAAGCAGUUUUGAAGCAAAAAUACAAUGUUCAGAAGACAAAAUGUUGUGGGAGCUUUAACCACGAGCACAGUGCAGGUUCAGCACAGUCUGUUUAUUGUGAUUGUUUCUGUGCAGUCGAGCUCGUUAACUAAACAUGUAGGCAGAAGCAGAAAUAAAACGUUCAGGAGACAAAAUGUUCUGAUUUAACAAAAUGAAAUGUUUGAUUCCUCUGUGUCUUCAAAUAAACCAUGCUCUUUGCAAGUGUGUGACAUUUAAUAGACCAAACGAUACAUCUGAAUCCUGAAAACUGAUCAUCUGAUGAACUGACACUGAAAAUGUGUCGUAGUUGUGGUCAUUUGGGCCAGGAGGAAGCCUUUAUGUUCUUUGUGUUUAUUGUUAGUAGGUGGCAGAGAAAAAGUUUAACACAUUCUCUGCACGCUGGAGCUGAAAGUGAAAUAAGAGUUUAUUCAUCCCUGCGGAAAUUCUGUGGUUACAGUCGCUCCGAGACAAUAAGAGCAGUAACACACUGAACAAAAUUAAAUA
Molecule: messenger RNA, 2480 nt
Organism: Pelmatolapia mariae (spotted tilapia)
Lineage: Eukaryota; Metazoa; Chordata; Actinopteri; Cichliformes; Cichlidae
Gene: las1l
Product: LAS1 like ribosome biogenesis factor
Exons: 1
Coding region: 194-1921 (575 amino acids)
Biological process (GO): maturation of LSU-rRNA; maturation of 5.8S rRNA
Cellular component (GO): Las1 complex; preribosome, large subunit precursor
Molecular function (GO): endonuclease activity
Source: RefSeq, a predicted model, not a curated record